This is a messenger RNA of Leptosia nina, 258 nucleotides long. Lineage: Eukaryota; Metazoa; Arthropoda; Insecta; Lepidoptera; Pieridae. The record is from the annotation of a GenBank genome assembly.
AUGCGUAACAGGACGAGCCCGGCGUGUGAUCUUAUUGGUAGUGUGAACGUAAUCUAUCAUAAGACACACGCGGCUCUCCCUGUCUCGCUUAAUCAUCCCGAGACAAAAAUGAUCGAAGACUUGUUACGAAGGCGCUACUGUACUGUACAAAACGUAGCGACGCUACGACAAUCGCCAAUCAGCUACGGAGCUACGUCAAUCUGCGACGCGCUACGAAUCUACAAAACUCUACGACCCUCUACGGUGCUACGAUUCUAA